Messenger RNA from Daphnia pulex (common water flea), 1589 nucleotides. RefSeq lists its product as uncharacterized. Bases 112 to 1317 code for a protein of 401 amino acids. The transcript is spliced from 5 exons. Lineage: Eukaryota; Metazoa; Arthropoda; Branchiopoda; Diplostraca; Daphniidae. Gene Ontology annotation, molecular function: extracellular matrix structural constituent; protein binding. The record is from RefSeq and is a predicted model, not a curated record.
UCGAAUUAUAUCAAUCAACAGGAAAUCUUAGAAGAAAAAGUUCUUAGACUAGAACUAGAACUUCUUGCCACAAAGGAAAGAGAAACAAAUCAGUUGGCCACAAAGAACGUCAUGUACAGAACGUGCAGCGAAGCUCAUGCAGCCGAUUCGUCCCUGACGAUGGGAAAUUACUGGAUCGAUCCUGACGGUCAGGGAGUUGGGGACGAUCCCAUUUUCGUCUACUGCGACAUGGCCACAGGGAAAACAACCAUCCUACACGACAGCGAAGAUUCGAUAGACGUAGGAUAUUGCACUGAUCCAGGUUGUUAUUCCAGAGAAAUUAUCUACAACGCAACUAUGAGGCAAAUGACAACGCUAGCUGAACUCUCGAACGAAUGCCAUCAGUCAAUCAAAUACGAAUGCUACGACGCCCCACUAGAGAAGGAUGGAGUCAUUUACAGUUGGUGGAAUGACAGAGAUGGAAAUCCGCAAUAUUUCUGGGCCGGGAGUGACUCGAGCGUUCACACCUGUCAAUGCGGAAUCGAGGGGAAUUGUAUCGAUUCUAACGUCAAAUGCAAUUGCGAUGCAACUGCUUCAUAUGUGUUAAACGACGACGGUGUCGUAACUAAAAAGGCAAGUCUUCCAAUAACGAAAUUAAACUUUGGUCAAACGACGACUGGUGUUCACACCCUCGGCCGAUUCGAAUGUAGUGGUGACGCAAUCGUCACCGGAUUCCCAACUUCCUGCGAAGAUCUUUGGAAAAUUGGACACAAAAUGACCGGAUUUUAUUCCGUCAUGGGAAAGAAAAUGGUGGAAACUAUCUACUGCGAUUUCACUAAAUCUUUGAGCGAUCCAGCGUUCCAGACUUGGAUUGGAUUCGCUGGUGUCCAGUCAACCUCCGUCUAUUUCUACGUUCAGAGAAACUACGAUUUCCACGGGACACACAAUCCGAUCAAUUUCGACAUCGUAAGGAUCAACACGGGAGGAGCAAUGAACGCAGGAAGCGGCAUAUUUACGGCGCCUGUCACUGGGACCUACUUCUUCUCUUUCUCUGGCGUCGCCUACAUGGUUGGAACGACAAAGGACGGAAAAUUUCAAGCAUCUCUAAGGAGGAACGGCGAACUAAUUGGUCGGGUCGAAGCGGCCAUGACUCAGGGUCUGAGUACGGAUAGCUUCUCUCUUCAAUCAACGUUGUAUCUCCAGGCCGGCCAACAGAUUUGGAUGCAGUCCGAUCAGGAAGAAUAUAUGUACUUGAUUGAUAACGGAGACCAUUAUACCCACUUUACUGGCUGGCUGCUGCAAGAGGAUGUCGCUCAAUCGCUUAAAAACAGGCUUUAAAUCGCUAUAGAUUUGGUAGAAGAAGAGUAAAAAAUAAUUUCACAUGCUCGUAGCCUACUAGCUUCAGUUUUAGACUUGCAUUAACAAUCGGUGAAAAGCGAUGAGAUUAAUGCAGCAAUGUCCUCAUACCAUAUGUUAAUCACUUCUUUGAAACUGUCCUUGGAAUGUUAAAGACUGAUGAAAUAAUAACCCUAAUGUAGCGCCAUAUAAAAUCAUUGAAUAUAGAAAUCACUCGUAAUCCAAGCAAUUACACAACUUUCAAAAAACCAAAA